UGCGCGGCGUCCGGAAUGAGUAGGAAAGCGGCUCCGGUUCCUUCAGGACGCGCUUCAGGGGGCACCACGGCGGUUUGGGGACGACUUGGAGCCCUGUCCUAGGGAGAAAACAGCUCCUGUCUGUGGCCCUGACUGGUUAGGUGGGAGCUGCGUGCAACUCAGCUUCUCCGGGGCAUUGUUUUCUACACGGUCACUCUCACCCAAGCUGGAGCACCAUGGUGCAUCACAGGACCAGGUAUAUUGGAAUAUUGGCUACCUACAGCUUUGCAGCGCUAUUUGAUAUCAGGAAUUCUGGGUGGGCUAUGAACAGGCCAACUGCAAGGGUGAGCAGUUUGUGUUUGAGAAGGGCGAGUACCCCCACUGGGACCAGCAGCCGGAGGACAGACUCCCUCAGCUCCCUGAGGCCCAUCAAAGUUGACAGCCAAGAGCACAAGAUCGUUCUCUAUGAAAACUCCAACUUCACCGGGAAGAAGAUGGAAAUCAUAGAUGAUGAUGUACCCAGCUUCCACACCCACGGCUACCAAGAGAAGGUGUCAUCUGUGCGAGUGCAGAGUGGCACUCCUCCAGGUGGGUUGGCUACCAGUACCCCAGCUACCGCAGGCUGCAGUACCUGCUGGAGAAGGGAGACUACAAGGACAGCAGUGACUUUGGGGCAUGUCACUCCCAGGACCCAGGCCUGCUGCCCAGGAACCCUCUACACCUCCCAGAGAGUAAGUAAAGUAUGACUUACAACUUGUCUGCUGUGGGUCUUUGAUCUCCCCUGGCAGCUGGGGUGUAUGUGCAUGCGCACGUGU
Messenger RNA from Piliocolobus tephrosceles (Ugandan red Colobus), 794 nucleotides. Its product is annotated as beta-crystallin B3-like. The record is from RefSeq and is a predicted model, not a curated record. The transcript has 6 exons. Gene Ontology annotation, molecular function: structural constituent of eye lens. Gene Ontology annotation, biological process: lens development in camera-type eye; visual perception. The coding region runs from base 216 to 725 and encodes 169 amino acids. Lineage: Eukaryota; Metazoa; Chordata; Mammalia; Primates; Cercopithecidae.